AUGACUGAAACGCAAGACCAAGAGCAGGUCGUAAUGACGCCUAAAUGCAAGACUCACAAUUCUACUACUUUGAUCAUCGAAAGGCGAAAAAUCGCCAAAACUAGUGACAAAAUGCACGUUGCAGGCGGGGAACACACAGGGAUCAUCAUAAAUAAGGAAGCAGCAACAGAAAACGGUGUUGUCUGCCCGUCCCAACUUUCCCUCGAAUUCAGGGUAUUUCUAGUAAAUAAAGAAACCGGCAAACACACUCAAGAAUCGCGAACCAUCCGAUUUUGGUUCAGAGAAAGCAAACCAGCUCAGGACGAGACUGAUGGUGGUCAGGCCGGCGUGGCUCAAGACUUUUUCAGAGAGUUGGUCAGCCCGCAGGAAUUUCCCAGAGAUUACGUUGGAUUUAUUAAAAAAAUCAUGAAAUUGAUGCAGCACAAUUUUAAUAGUAUAUUGAAGUUGGAAGUCGAAUUAAAACAAUUAGAGGAACCUAUUGAUGUACCUACUAGACCUUUAUCGGCAGAAGAAAAUUCUUUAGGUCACAUUACCUUACUAACCGUGGAAAAAGUGCUAGAAAUAGUAGAAUCUUCUUAUCCCAAUCCGGUUACAAUAAAAGAUAUUGCAAAGGAAAAUGGUUGGGACGAGGAAGAAGUGGCUCAGUGCAUUUCGGCACUCCAAUCUCGUCAACUCCUCAAAGCCAUGGAUCACGGUGCUUUCACCCGUCAACAAUCCCAUGAUGCCCAUCAAGUGACCAUCGUCAAACAAAUGCCAACCGUAGCAAGCUCUAAACAACCCACUAUUGCUAUUAUUACUGCUCAGUACUGUGAAAAGUUAGCUGUGGAUGCUAUGAUAGAGAAUAAGGAGACUUUUGUGAGAUAUACUACAGUAGGCGAAUCCAACGUUUACACACUCGGCAACAUUGGCGCGCACCGAAUAGUUUGCACCAAGCUGCCAUCUGUCGGUCACACUCGAGAGGCAAUGACAGCUGCCGGUAAUACCACUACACGGCUUUUGGGAACUUUUCAGAAAGUCGAUUACGUAUUUUUGGUAGGUGUAGGUGGCGGAGUGCCACAUUAUACCGAUUAUAACAGACACGUUCGACUUGGAGAUGUGGUUAUUUCAUCACCAGUUAAAAACAAAAACAUAUAUUUCUACUGCGAGUCGGCCAAAUCCACCGAGAAAGGUAAUGAAUUCGAAAUCAAGCCAUACAGUCCUUCCAACGUAAAAUUGCAAGAAAUCGCUAUGCAACUGAAAUCGUCGACAGAUAGCGAUAGUGGUUCGACGCCACCUUGGAUGAAUUACCUCAGAGACGGUUUGAAUAUUCUAGGCAGCCAUCAAGAAGAAUCCGACUUCAAAAUGCCCAAUUCAGAUACCGACAAACUUUACAUGAGCAUCGGCGAGAAGGAUUUGAUCGAAGUUGCCCAUCCAAUACCCCAAGAUAGCUCUAGAAAGAGACUGGAAGGCUGUCCCCGUAUUCACCUAUCAACGAUCGCGUCUGGUCGUCAAGUCGUCAGAGACGACAGGUUGCGUCAACAGUUAGCGAAUCAGGUAGGCGCGCUGGCGUUCGAUUGCGAAUUCGACACCGUUAUAGAAUCGAUUUUGGGCAACUGCAAGGACAGCUUUGUCAUUAUCAGAGGCAUAUCCGAUUACAAGGAUGGUACUAGAAGGAAGGAAUGGCAGCCAUACGCUUCGUUGGCGGCAGCUAGUGUGAUGAAGGCGAUUGUUUGCGGAUUAGAGAAUUAG
Messenger RNA from Psylliodes chrysocephalus, 1728 nucleotides. Lineage: Eukaryota; Metazoa; Arthropoda; Insecta; Coleoptera; Chrysomelidae. The record is from the annotation of a GenBank genome assembly.